Molecule: messenger RNA, 459 nt
Organism: Geosmithia morbida
Lineage: Eukaryota; Fungi; Ascomycota; Sordariomycetes; Hypocreales; Bionectriaceae
Product: cytochrome c oxidase subunit 5a
Exons: 4
Coding region: 1-459 (152 amino acids)
Biological process (GO): mitochondrial electron transport, cytochrome c to oxygen
Cellular component (GO): mitochondrial inner membrane
Source: RefSeq, a predicted model, not a curated record
AUGCAGUCCGUCACUUUCCUCCGCGCCGCUGCCCUCCGCAGCUCGGCCCCGAUGCUUCGCGCCUCUGCCGUCCGUCCGGCUCCCCUGAUGGCCGCCCGCGCUGUCGCCAACUUCACUACCACCGUCCCCCGCCGAAGCGAGCACGCCGAGGAGACGUUUGAGGAGUUCACUGCCAGAUUCGAGAAGGAGUUUGAUGGCGUGCAGGACGUUUUCGAGCUUCAGCGCAACCUCAACAACGCCUUCGCCUACGACCUCGUCCCCUCGCCUUCCGUCGUCGCCGCCGCUCUCAAGGCCGCUAGGAGGGUCAACGACUUUGCCACUGCCGUCCGCGUCUUCGAGGGCAUCAAGGCCAAGGUCGAGAACAAGGGCCAGUACGAGCAGUACCUCGCCGAGCUUCAGUCCGUCCGUGAGGAGCUCGGCAUCCCCCUGAAGGAGGAUCUCUACCCUGAGGCCAAGUAA